This is a messenger RNA of Siniperca chuatsi (mandarin fish), 1584 nucleotides long. RefSeq lists its product as uncharacterized. The transcript is spliced from 6 exons. The record is from RefSeq and is a predicted model, not a curated record. Gene Ontology annotation, molecular function: oxidoreductase activity, acting on metal ions. The coding region runs from base 325 to 912 and encodes 195 amino acids. NCBI's taxonomy places the organism in Eukaryota, Metazoa, Chordata, Actinopteri, Centrarchiformes, Sinipercidae.
UCCCUCAUGUGUCUUGUGUAGUUUUACUUCCUGCUUGUGAUUAGUUUGCAACUUAUUGGUUCCACCUGUGUCACGUUGUCUCCCAGACCUGGGUGUGUUGGUUUUGCGUUCUUCCUUUGUUCUGUGUCAGGUCGUCGUCAUACCUUGUGUCAAGCGUCUCGGCCUUUGUUCCGCGUGUUUUCUUGGACUUUUUCAUGUCUUGUGAAUUUUGGGAUUUUGUCUUUUACCUUUUGGACUCAUUUGCCUGUUUGGACUGCCCCUCUUGGGUUUUUUUUUAUUCUCUGCCGCCUAACUACCCAUUGCGGUAGCUUUUCAUUCAGCCUGAUGGAGAUGAUGUUGCCUGGUUUCGUUAUGCUUCAAGUACUCUGUUUUGUUAGCGGCUAUCCCACUGGUGCUCCCACUGGUGCCUGUGUGGAUAUGUUGCCUCGCCACUCUGGGGUGCUGCCUCAGCCGUCACCAGCACCCUACACUCUCCUCACCAACACCAGGACGUUUCAGCCAGGCAAGCCCAUUACAGUGACUGUCACUGGACCAGAAUACAGGGGCGUGCUUCUGGAAGCUCGGAAAGAGGGCAGCACUAAUGCUCUGGGGAGCUGGCAACUCCCUCCUCCAGAUACAAGGUUUCUUGAGUGCACUGGGACUCCACAAGGUGCUAUUACUCAUUCCAACACCAACCUGAAGGGCAACACCACUGUAUACAGCUGGAUACCACCCAACUCUACAAGCCCCGUCUACUUCAUGGCCACAGUGGCUCAGCAGCGCACAGUCUUCUGGGUUAAUGUGAGAUCUGCCACUCUGACUGGAGGGAAACCUGAUCUCAGUCUGGCCACAGGUGCAAGUGCUGGAAUGGCUGAAGAAAAACCUCUGCUCGUCCUCGUGAUGUGCUUUCUGAUGUUACAGAUGCUGGGGUGAACAUCAUGUGAAAAGAAAAUAUUUCCUGCAAUUUUUUUGGACUCUGACUGAUGCUCUGUAUUGAAAAUCACAAAGAAGUGUUUGACUGUCUCCUUUUAAAUUAUAUUUUGCAGACCUAUGACAUCAUGCUAUAUCCCCAUGAAUUUCAAUGCUUUUUUAAGAUUUUGCUCUAAACAUGGAGCCUAAAAACGUUUGUGCACAUGAGAUAAAUACGGAACCUAUGUUUCAUAUCAUACUGUAGAUAUAAUUAGCUCUGUCCCUCUAAACGGUGGACUUAUAUCCUUUCACCUACCAUAGACAUAAAUUAUAAAAGAACCUAAGUUGAUAAUGCAUCAUGCAGUCUUGUCCAUAGCUUUUAUGGUGUGUGUUCUGUCUUAUUUAAUAUGUAAAAAAACACAUGGACAUCUACAAAGAGUGGAACUGGGGCACCUUUAAACACCUGAGCUGCCAUUUAAAGCAUUUCAGUGCUUUCAAAAAAAUGCAUUAAACGUUUCUAGGAGUAAGGUAUGAAUAUAAAAAGACAGGGUUAGUCCCUCUGGCUUUUAUGAUAUUUAAUACUUUACUACAGUAUAAUGAUAUUGUAUAACCACAGGCAGGAUACACUCCCAUUUCCUUAUUGUACAUAAUUCACACACAGAAUCCCUGCAAAAUAAAAUAUAACGUUGUUGUGAA